This is a messenger RNA of Thamnophis elegans (Western terrestrial garter snake), 414 nucleotides long. RefSeq names its product 60S ribosomal protein L6-like. Lineage: Eukaryota; Metazoa; Chordata; Lepidosauria; Squamata; Natricidae. Gene Ontology annotation, molecular function: structural constituent of ribosome; RNA binding. Gene Ontology annotation, biological process: ribosomal large subunit assembly; cytoplasmic translation. The record is from RefSeq and is a predicted model, not a curated record. Gene Ontology annotation, cellular component: ribosome; cytosolic large ribosomal subunit.
GGAAUGGUGGUGAUUCUUCUCACUGGCUGCCACAGGGGCAAGCGGGUGAUUUCCUUGAAGCAGCUUGGAAGUGGACUGUUGCCUAUGACAGGCCCUUUGGCUAUCAACCGUGUCCCUCUGCACAGAGCUCACCAAAAAUUUGUCAUUGCCACUUUGACUAAGGUUGAUAUCUCGGGGGUCAAAGUUCUAAAGCAUCUCAGUGAUGUUUAUUUCAAGAAGAAAAAGCUGCAUAAGCCCAAACAUCAAGAGGGAGAAGUUUUUGAUACUGAGAAAGUGAAAUACGAGAUUGCAGAUCAGCGCAAGCCAGACCAGAAGAUUGUGGACUCCAGCUUCUGCCCUCAUCAGCUCUGGAGCUAUCUGUGUUCGACCUUUUCACUCUCCAAUGGAGUUUAUCUCCACAAAUUGGUCUUCUAA